Molecule: messenger RNA, 6555 nt
Organism: Perca flavescens (yellow perch)
Lineage: Eukaryota; Metazoa; Chordata; Actinopteri; Perciformes; Percidae
Gene: dock3
Product: dedicator of cytokinesis 3
Exons: 56
Coding region: 196-6555 (2119 amino acids)
Biological process (GO): small GTPase-mediated signal transduction
Cellular component (GO): plasma membrane; cytoplasm
Molecular function (GO): small GTPase binding; guanyl-nucleotide exchange factor activity
Source: RefSeq, a predicted model, not a curated record
CGUUACCCCUAGUUCAGCUGACAGGUCAGGUUCAAGGGAAUGGAAAAGGGGGAAGGAGGAAAAGAGAAGGGGAGUGAGAGAUGAAAGGAAAAAGGAUGAGAGAGAAAGAAAAAGCCUGAGGAUCUCCAUGAAGCGACGCAGCGGGUGAUUAUACUUUUCUUGCGGGAUUUUUUGCUCUUUGGACACCGGGACAUCAUGUGGACGCCGACCGAGGACGAGAAGAUAGGAGUGGUGAUCUGCAACUUCCGGGGCUCCGUGACUCAGGGUCUGGCUCUGGAGGUGGGAGAGACGGUUCAGAUUCUGGAGAAAUGUGAAGGAUGGUACCGAGGAUUCUCAACAAGGAAGCCAAAUGUUAAGGGAGUUUUCCCAGCCAGCUAUGUUCACUUGAAGAAAGCCAUCGUCACCAACAGAGGGCUGCAUGAGACGGUGGUGCCUCUGGAAGACCCCAUAGUUACCGAGGUGACGUCAACCCUGCAGGAAUGGGCCUUACUGUGGAAGCAGCUCUAUGUGAAACACAAAGUGGAUCUGUUCUACAAGGUCCGCCACGUGAUGAUGGAGCUGAUCGACCUGAGGAGGCAGCUCCUGUCCGGCCACCUGACGCAGGACCAGAGCCGAGACGUCAAGAGACACAUCACAGUCAGACUGGACUGGGGCAACGAACACCUGGGUCUGGACUUGGUGCCCAGAAAGGAGUUUGAGAUGGUGGAUGAAGACCAGAUAAGCGUGUCAGAUCUUUAUAAAAUGCAUCUGUCCAGCAGACACAGUGUUCAACAGAGCACCACACAGGGUGACAGCACCCGGCAGAGACACGGGGAGCCGAGUCGAGUUCCAGUACCGCACCACCUGCUGGUCAACCUGAAGAGCUUCACCUACAACAGCAUCGGAGAAGACACAGACAUCUUCUUCUCCCUGUACGACCUGAGAGAGGGGAAGACUAUCAGUGAGAAGUUCAUGGUGAGACUGAACAAGAACGGAGGACCGAAGAAUCCGGAGAAGGUGGACCGGCUGUGUGCCCUCUUCACGGACCUGAGCAACAAAGACAUGAAGAGAGAUCUUUACAUCAUCUCCCAGGUCAUCAGAACAGGUCGUAUGCUGCUGAACGACAGUAAGAAGGGCCCUCCGCAUGUUCAAUACCGCCGGCCGUACGGCUGUGCUGUCCUGGCCAUGAGCGACGUGCUGCAGACCAUCUCAGAGCUCAAAGAGGAGAAAGACUUUGUCCUCAAAGUCUACACGUGUAACAAUGAGAACGAAUGGUACCAGAUCCACGAGAACAUCAUCCGCAAGUCCAGCACCAAGUACACCGCUCCCAGCACCAACUACGGUCUGAUCAUCUCUCUGCAGCUGCUGAGGGGCGACAUGGAACAGGUCCGCCGGGAGAACCCGCUCAUCUUCAGCAGGGGGGUGGCCAUGACACGCAAACUGGGCUUCCCUGAUGUCAUCAUGCCAGGCGACAUCCGUAACGACCUGUACCUGACUCUGGAGCGGGGGGACUUUGAGAGGGGAGGGAAGAGCGUUCAGAAGAACAUUGAAGUCACCAUCUACGUGCUCUACGCUGAUGGGGAGAUCCUCAAGGACUGCAUCAGUCUGGGCUCAGGUGAGCCCCCCGUGCCGGAGCACCGCUCCUUCGUGCUCUACCACAACAACAGCCCCCGAUGGAGCGAAGUGAUCAAACUGCCCAUUCCCAUCGACCGCUUCAGAGGCUCCCACCUGCGCUUCGAGUUCCGACACUGCUCCACGAAGGACAAAGGAGAGAAGAAGCUGUUUGGGUUUUCCUUCACUCCUCUGAUGAGGGAGGAUGGAACCACUCUUUCAGACGAGAGCCAUGAACUCUACGUUUACAAGUGUGAUGAGAACACCACCUUCAGUAACCACGCCCUGUACCUGGGCCUGCCCUGCUGUAAAGAAGACUUCAACAGCUGUCCCAGCAUCCCCUCCAGCCUCAUCUUCCAGCGCAGCGCCAAGGAGACCUUCUGGAUCGCCACGCAGCUCUCCUCCACCAAGCUCACUCAGAACGUGGACCUCCUGGCCCUGCUGAAGUGGAAGGCCCACCCGGACCGGGUCAUGGACAUUCUGGGCCGGCUGCGACACGUCAGCGGAGAGGAGAUAGUCAAGUUUCUCCAAGACAUUCUGGACACAUUAUUCUCCAUCUUGGAUGACAACACGGACAAAUAUGGACCACUGGUGUUCCAGUCAUUGGUGUUCAUUAUAAACCUUCUCAGGGACAGUAAAUACUACCACUUCCGGCCCGUGAUGGACACAUAUAUCCAGAAGCACUUUGCUGGCGCGUUGGCUUACAAGGAGCUGAUCCGCUGUCUGAAGUGGUACAUGGACCGCUCGGCAGAGGUGGUGAGACAGGACCACAUACAGGAAGCAAUGAGGGCCCUGGAGUAUCUGUUUAAGUUCAUCAUCCAGUCUCGGAUCCUUUCAUGCGAACGGUCCCGGGCCACAACUGAAGGCAGGGGACCACAUUUCCAAGGGGACACCAGCAUCCAGGAACUCUUCCAGUCCAUCCGCUUAAAGCAACAAAAGAGUGACGUCCUCUCAUUCUCUUCCCUCCCUCGUCUUCCUCAGGCCGCCCUGUUGAACUCCUUUCCAGCGAUCUUCGACGAGCUGCUGCAGAUGUUCACAGUGCAGGAAGUGGCGGAGUUUGUGCGCGGCACUCUGGGCAGCAUGCCGUCCACGGUGCACAUAGGACAGUCCAUGGAUGUGGUCAAGCUGCAGUCCAUAGCCCGGACGGUGGACAGCCGGCUCUUCUCUUUCCCAGAGUCGCGAAGGAUCCUGCUUCCUGUGGUUCUGCAUCACAUCCACCUCCAUCUGAGGCAGCAGAAAGAGCUGCUCAUCUGCUCUGGAAUACUCAGCUCUAUUUUCUCUAUCAUCAAGAGCAGCUCAAUGGACACGUCGGUGCAGGAGGAGGUGGAGAUGAUGGUGGAGUCUCUGCUGGACGUCCUCCUGCAGACCCUGCUGUCCAUCAUGAGCAAGAGUCAAUCGCAGGAGGCGGUAAGGGGUCAACGCUGUCCGCAGUGCACCGCGGAGAUCACUGGAGAGUACGUGUCCUGCCUGCUGUCCCUCCUCCGCCAGAUGACCGACAUCCACUUCCAACACCUGAUAGAAAACUUUCAGAGCAAGGAGGAGCUCAAGGAGUUCCUGUUGAAGAUUUUGUGCGUGUUUAGGAAUCUGAUGAAGCUGAGUAUUUUCCCUCGCGACUGGAACGUCAUGAGGCUCCUCACCAGCAACAUCAUCCUGACGACCGCUCAGUACCUGUCUCCUGCUCUGCACAAGAACUUCACAGAAGCCGAAUUUGACUUUAAGGUGUGGAACUCCUACUUCAGUCUGGCGGUACUGUACAUCAACCAGCCCAGUUUACAGUUGGAAAAUCUGAGUCCUGCUAAAAGGAAGAAGGUCUUAGACAAGUACGGAGACAUGAGAGUGAUGAUGACCUACGAACUGUUCAGUAUGUGGCAGAAUCUCGGUGAGAAUAAGAUCCAUUUCAUCCCUGGUAUGAUCGGCCCGUUCCUGGGAGUGACGCUGGUUCCUCAGGUGGAGGUGCGGAACAUCAUGAUCCCCAUCUUCCACGACAUGAUGGACUGGGAGCAACGCAAGAACGGAAACUUCAAACAGGUGGAGGCCGAGCUGAUUGACAAGCUGGACAGUUUGGUGUCCGAGGGGAAAGGGGAUGAGAACUACAGAGAGCUCUUCGGUUUGCUAACCCAGCUGUUUGGGCCCUACCCCAGUCUGUUGGAGAAGAUCGAGCAGGAGACGUGGAGAGAGACGGGGAUCUCCUUCGUUACCUCCGUCACACGGCUGAUGGAGCGACUGCUGGACUACAGGGACUGCAUGAAGGGAGAUGAGACGGAGAACAAGAAGAUUGGCUGCACGGUUAACCUCCUGAAUUUCUACAAGUCGGAGAUCAACAAGGAGGAGAUGUACAUCCGCUACAUCCACAAGCUGUGUGACAUGCAUCUACAGGCUGAGAACUACACCGAGGCUGCGUUCACUCUGCUGCUGUACUGGGAGCUGCUGCACUGGGACCAGAGGCCUCUGAAGGACUUCCUGCAUUAUCCCGCUCAGACCGAGUGGCAUCGCAAGGAGGGGCUCUGCCGCAAAGUCAUCCACUACUUCAACAAGGGGAAGUGUUGGGAGUUUGGCAUCCCUCUGUGCAGGGAGCUGGCCUUCCAGUAUGAAUCACUGUACGACUACCAGAGCCUCAGCUGGAUACGGAAAAUGGAGGCUGCAUAUUACGACAACAUCAUGGAGCAGCAGCGUUUGGAGCCGGAGUUCUUCAGGGUUGGAUUCUACGGCAGGAAGUUCCCCUUCUUCCUCAGAAACAAAGAGUUUGUCUGUCGCGGACACGACUACGAAAGGCUAGAGGCCUUCCAGCAAAGGAUGCUGGGAGAAUUCCCGCAGGCCAUUGCGAUGCAGCACCCCAAUCAGCCCGACGAAGCCAUUCUGCAGUGUGAAGCACAGUACCUGCAGAUCUACGCGGUGACUCCGGUGCCGGACAGCGUCAGCGUCCUCCAGAUGGACCGAGUCCCCGAUCGCAUCAAGAGCUUCUACCGGGUCAACAACGUUCGGCGUUUCCGAUACGACCGGCCCUUCCACAAAGGCCCCAAAGACAGAGACAAUGAGUUCAAGAGUCUUUGGAUCGAGAGGACAACACUGAUCCUCACUCACCCUCUGCCUGGUAUCUCACGCUGGUUCGAGGUGGACAAGAGAGAGCUGGUGGAGGUGAGUCCGUUAGAAAACGCCCUCUCCGUGGUGGAGAACAAGAACCAGGAGCUGCGGACCCUGAUCGGCCAGUACCAGCACAAGCAGCUGCACGGCAACAUCAACCUGCUCAGCAUGACGCUGAACGGAGUCAUCGAUGCCGCCGUGAACGGCGGCAUUGCCAGAUACCAAGAGGCUUUCUUCGAUAAGGAGUACAUUACGAGCCACCCUGAAGACACAGAGAAAAUCACACAGCUCAAAGACCUGAUGCAGGAGCAGGUUCACAUCCUCGGAGUUGGCCUGGCCAUGCACGAGAAGCUGGUGCACCCUGAAAUGCGUCCCCUGCACAAGAAGCUGAUCGAUCAGUUCCAGAUGAUGCGGAGCAGCCUCUGCCACGGUCUGCCCGGGUUGGAAAAGGCCGGUUCAGGAGCCAACACUCCCAGAGGGAUCCUGGCCUCUCACAGCCCCAUGAGCCCCGAGAGCUUCAAACUCAUUCACCAACACAGUGCCAUAGCUGUUUUGACUCCGGUGCGCAACUCCUCCUCCUCUCUCUCCUCUCACAACUCCAGCGAGACAGGAAACGUCGGCAGCCUGCUGAUCCUGGCUGACGGCAUGGUGGUGGAGCACCCUGAGGACUUCUACCGCAUGCAGGCGAGCCCCUCCUCCUCCAGCCUAAGCUCCACCCACUCCGCUCCCUCUCAGAUGAUUAACUCCGCCCCCUCCACCAUCAGAGUUGGCUCUCCUUCUCUGCCGGGCAAAUACAGACACAACAGAGAGAUGCUGAUGCUGCUGCCGCCACACAGAGAGAGACCGAGCAGCGCCAUGUACACCAACAUCACUGAGAAUGGACAGCCGACGAACUUCCAGCGAGCGUUGUUCCAUCAGGUGAUCGGUCCAUGCAAACCCUGCAGUGACCCUAACCUCUCCGUCGCUGAGAAAGUCCUAACCACUCCCAGCAGUUGGAGUUUGGACAGUGGUACCAGAGAAGCCCUCCCGUUCCUCUCCGCUCAUGUCGGCAGUGUCAUGGCGCCUCCGGUUCCCCCACGCAACCUGCCUCACGGGCAACACCUGUCGAUGCACUUUGACGCUUUCCACCACCAGGUCAGCGACCUCCCUCCAGCUCUCCCCGCGCGCUCCUUAAGAAAGUCUCCCCUGCACCCUAUACCUGCCUCGCCCACCAGUCCACAGUCCAUCCUGGAUGGCAGUAGCUCCACCCUGUCGGGCAGCGCCAGCUCCGGAGUCUCCUCCCUCAGCGAGAGCAACUUCGGCGGCCCCCCCUCCACCUCCGACCGCCCGGCCAGCCGCACCGACACCCUGGAGUCCGUCCCCAGCAGCCAGGCCUGGACCACGGACCAGGAGGACUUGGACUCGCCCUACCAGCCCGUCAGGUACAGCCUCUCGGAGCCUGAGGUCCUGGACGGAGUCAAGCCCCCGCCCUGCCGCAGCCACUCCGCCCCGGGAGGCGUCACCCCGGCUCAGGCAGGCGGACAAAUCCAGCUCCAGGCUCCGGGUCCGGCCUCCACCGGUGCUCCACAACAACACCACCAGCAGCAGGACGGGCUGCUGCACCCCCAACACCUCUACUACUACCACCACCACCACUUCCACCCGCACUACCUCCCCCACCACCCGCCGCUCUACCACCUCCACGAGCCGCCGCCGGCGCUGCCGCCCAAACCCUACCUCAGGGAGGGCUGCAUCCCCGAGGAGGACCCCCCGAACAGCACGCAGUCGGCCCCGGCCCCUCCCGCCCCCCGGCCCAUGCCACGCAAGAUCUCCCAGCCCAUCAUCGCCGCCACCAAGGACGAGCAAGCCAAGGUGGCGUGGGAGCACGGCGUCAGCGAGGAGUGA